AACAUGGCUGUCGCACGUGAACCUCUGUGCGUCUAUAUAAACGGAUGUUCAGCCAACAGCCAUCAUCAGUGGCAUCAUGACGGUGAAGGCUCUAGUCUCGUUAGCCAUCGUCGCCUGUUGUGGAUUCGUCCACGCCCAGCAGGCGAGCGACUGCGCCAGCAUGUGCAGGAGCAUCGCACCUCCUGGGUUCCUGAUUCCAUCGGGGCCUCAGUCAAUUUUUGGCUUCGGGCGCGCCGGCCACGCUAAGAAACAUGGUGCAGCGCAGCGCUCCUCUGUGCACCACGGAGCGGCCAGCCGCCAGAGCGGGUCGUCCAACAGCGAAGCCUGCGAGAACCUGUGCAAGAGCCUCGAGCAGGGUAUGGGCAAUGGACGGGAAUUCACUUGUCCAACCUUCUGCAAUGGUUUCAGCGGGUCUUCUGGGCGAUCUGUUCCCUCAGCACGAAGCAUACAUAAGCAUGCCGGUAGCCGCUCGGCUCACGCCCUGAAGAAACACCGCGGCGUACGUUCGGUGAUGCCGCUCCCGCUCGCUGCCCAACAAUCCCGCCAGCAGCGACAAGACAACGGCGUAACAGAAUUCUGCAACGCCGUGUGCCCUACGCUUACGGAGAUUUUUUUCCCGGGCUUUCUAAUACCAGGCGGAUCAGCAGGUGGAUCAGGAGGAACAAGUAGCUCAGGUGGUUCCUAUGGGUCUGGCGGCUCAGCUGACAGUUCAGGUGGAUCAAGUGCAACCACUGGUGGAGCUGAUGACUCUACUGGCUCUGCAAAUGGCCAAAGUGGCUCUACUGGCGGAUCCACGGAAUCUUCAGGUUCUGGUGUGACUACUGGCGGUUCAAGCGGAUCCUCAGGCGGCUCUGGUGGAUCAGAAGACUCUACUGGCAGUUCUACUGGGUCUACUGAUGGUUCUAGUGCUUCUAAUGAUGGAGCCUCCGGAUCUUCAAAUUCUGGUGAGACUGCAGAUGGUUCAGGCGGAUCGACAGGCGCCUCUGGUGGAUCAGGAGGCUCUACUGGCAGUUCUGCUGGGUAUACAGAUGGCUCUGGUGCAUCUAAUGAUGGGACGACAGGAUCUUCAACUUCUGGCUCGACUACAGGGGGUUCAAGCGGAUCUACAGGUAACUCUGAUGGAUCAGACGACUCUAGCGGUAGUACACAUGGUUCAAGUGGGUCUACAGGCAGCUCUGGUGGAUCAGAUGACUCUACUGGCGGUUCUUCUGGGUCGACAGAUGGCUCUGGUGCAUCUAAUGAUGGAUCGACCGGGUCUUCAACUUCUGGCUCGACUACAGGGGGUUCAAGCGGAUCUACAGGUAGCUCUGGUGGAUCAGACGACUCUAGUGGUAGUACACAUGGUUCAGGUGGGUCUACAGGCAACUCUGGUGGAUCAGACGACUCUACUGGCGGUUCUUCUGGGUCGACAGAUGGCUCUGGUGCAUCUAAUGAUGGAACGACCGGAUCUUCAAGUUCUGGCUCGACUACAGAAGGUUCAAGUGGAUCUACAGGCAGCUCUGGUGGAUCAGACGACUCUACUGGCGGUUCUACUGGUUCCAAUGGUGGAGCCACUGAAUCAUCAAGUUCUGGUGGGAGUACAGAUGGUUCAAGCGGAUCUACAGGCAGCUCCAGUGGAUCACAUGACUCUAAUGGCAGCUCUAGUGGGUCUACAGGUGACUCUAGUUCUUCUGAUGAUGGAUCCAGCGGUUCUUCAAGUUCUGGUUUCACUACAGAUGGUUCAAGCGGCAGUUCUCAUGGGUCAGAUGACUCCACUACUAGUUCUAAUGAAUCUAGUGAUGACAUUACAGGAUCAUCAGGUUCUGAUGCAACUACAGAUGGUUCAGGUGGAACAACUGGUAGCUCUGACGGAUUAGGUGUCUCCAGCAGUGGGCAAGGUGGAUCUGAUGAUGGAUCAGUCAGUUCCGGCGGUGGAGAGAAUUAUCCUGAUAUCGACAUCUGCCUCUUCGAGCCGAGGAAAAGUGCAGGUGAACGCAAAGCAGCAUCGAAGUCAAGUUCGUCAGUAAAAUCUACAGCAACAAGACAUGGAGGAAAGGAAAGGAAGAGAAUAAAUGCGGCUGCCAGAUCUGGUCACAAACAUGGAUCGAAAACUUCAGCUUCCAGAGCACAUCGAAGACAACAUACAGCACAUGGUCACUAACGUUUCAGUUCAGUUAUUCCAUGUUUACCUACUUACUGUAGCAAAGUCUUGUUUCUAUUCUCAUUCCUGUUGUCACUACAAUCACAAAAAAAUACAUAUUAGCUUGUUCACAAGCUAUGCUGGAUAAAAAUAAAUAUUAUUUUUCAACA
Messenger RNA from Schistocerca gregaria, 2289 nucleotides. RefSeq lists its product as uncharacterized. The transcript has 7 exons. NCBI's taxonomy places the organism in Eukaryota, Metazoa, Arthropoda, Insecta, Orthoptera, Acrididae. The record is from RefSeq and is a predicted model, not a curated record. The coding region runs from base 77 to 2140 and encodes 687 amino acids.